AUGGACAGCCACAAGGAUCGCAUAGCGUCCAUGCACCUGAUUCUGCAGGUCAUGCGACUGUUUGGCCUCUGGCCCUGGUCUCUUUCGGAGGGGGAGCAGUGGACUGUGUGGGGUUUCGUGAAGCGAAACUAUCGCUUUCUGCUGCACCUGCCCAUAACCUUCACCUUUAUCGGACUCAUGUGGCUGGAGGCCUUCGUCUCGAGCAAUCUGGAGCAGGCGGGUCAAGUGCUGUACAUGUCCAUCACGGAGAUGGCGCUGGUCAUCAAGAUUCUCAGCAUUUGGCAUUAUCGCACGGCUGCCUGGCGGCUGAUGCACGAGUUCCAGCAGGCGCCAGAGCUUCAGCUGCGCUCCCAGGCAGAGCUGGACUUCUGGCAGCGGGAGCAGCGCCACUUCAAGUGGUUCUUCUACAUCUAUAUACUGAUCAGCCUAGGCGUUGUCUACAGCGGCUGUACUGGAGUGCUCUUCUUGAAGGACUACGAGCUGCCAUUCGCCUACUACGUGCCCUUCGAGUGGCGCAACGAGCGCGGAUAUUGGCUGGCCUAUGGCUACGAUAUGGCAGGCAUGACGCUGACCUGCAUCUCGAACAUUACGCUGGACACCCUGGGCUGUUAUUUCCUAUUCCACAUCUCCCUGCUGUAUCGAUUGCUGGGCAAGCGAUUGAGAGACCUGCAGAAUACAUCGGAUGAGCUCUACUUUGGCCAGGAGUUGCGUCAAAUCUUCAGAUUGCAUCACAGUGUGCGCAGAUUGACCCACACCUGCCAGACAAUUGUGUCCCCGUACAUUCUCUCGCAGAUCAUUCUGAGUGCCCUGAUCAUCUGCUUCAGCGGCUAUCGACUGCAGCAUGUGGGAAUCCGCGCCAAUCCCGGGCAGUUCAUAGCCAUGCUGCAAUUUGUCAGCGUAAUGAUCCUGCAAAUCUAUCUGCCCUGCUUCUACGGCAACGAGAUCACAGUCUACGCCCAUCAACUGACCAACGAGGUCUACCACACCAACUGGCUGCACUGCAGGCCGCCACUCCGCAAGCUGCUCAAUGGGUACAUGGAACACCUCAAGAGACCAGUUGCCAUCAGAGCUGGCAACUUUUUUGCAGUUGGUUUGCCAAUUUUCGUAAAGACCAUCAACAAUGCCUACAGUUUCUUUGCCCUGCUGUUGAAUGUCUCUAAAUGA
Molecule: messenger RNA, 1164 nt
Organism: Drosophila subobscura
Lineage: Eukaryota; Metazoa; Arthropoda; Insecta; Diptera; Drosophilidae
Gene: Or94a
Product: odorant receptor 94a
Exons: 3
Coding region: 1-1164 (387 amino acids)
Biological process (GO): sensory perception of smell; detection of chemical stimulus involved in sensory perception of smell
Cellular component (GO): plasma membrane
Molecular function (GO): odorant binding; olfactory receptor activity
Source: RefSeq, a predicted model, not a curated record